AGCAAGAUGAGCUCGUGGCUCGAGACGCAGCUGGAGCAGUGCUUCUUCGCCGCCCAGAAGGACUUGAGCUACUACUCGUGCCUCGUCAACUCUGGUGUCUUCUCGUCCUCGACGUGUGCGCUCACGUGUCCGGACGGCGCUGCAUCCUGCUGCAGCACCUCGGUGGCCGCGACGCAAUGCAUCGCUGAGCCGUCGACGCGCGCGUGCAAGGCGCUCUUCGACACGUACCUCUUUGCACCGCUGGCGUGCGCAUCGCUCUCGUCCGCUGCGAUGAUCGCGCUGAGUCUCGCAGCGUUGGUCUGCAUCGUCGGUCCUCUGUGGCUUCUCGUGCACUGGCGCAAGCAGCGCGUGGCCAAGACGUCCCAACGCUCGGCGAGCGACCUGCGCUUGGAACGCCAAGUGGGCAUUCUGGUCUGGAAGAACUUUCAACUCAUCAAGCACCGGCCGGUCCGCGCGCUCUUUGAGCUGCUGCUGCCGCUCCUUCUAGUCGGCGCGCUCGUCGUGCUUGGGUUCCUUCCCACGUUUGCGGCCUCGUCGUCCGACGCGAAGUGGAACACUCGGUUUAGCUGCACGAGCAACGUCGAGUGCACCACCGCGCUUCUCUCGACGCGCGCCCUCGUCGACGUCGUCGACCUUCUACUCGAGCGGGCAGCCGGUCUUUGGCAUGUUUUCUUGCUGUCGUACCUCCGCUUUGUGCCGUCGCUCACGUCCAAGAUCGUGCUCGAGAAGGAGAAGCGGCUCACGGAGGGCAUGAAGAUGAUGGGCGUCUCGGACACGGCGCUGCGCCUCUCGUGGCUCCUCGCCGACCACGCCGUCUACACGUGGCUCGCGCUCGCCAUGGCGCUCGAGCUCAAGUUUGGCCACGUGUUUCCGAUGGCCGACCUCGCGACGCUCUUCUUCUUCUUUGCUGCGUUUGGUCUCUCGAUGGUCUCGUUUGCGCAUCUCAUGAGCAUCUUCUUCAACAAGUCCAAGACCGCCGCGAUUGCUUCCGGUCUUGGUGUGGGUAUGCCGCUGCGCUAA
Saprolegnia parasitica CBS 223.65 is the source of this 1020-nucleotide messenger RNA. RefSeq lists its product as hypothetical. NCBI's taxonomy places the organism in Eukaryota, Oomycota, Saprolegniomycetes, Saprolegniales, Saprolegniaceae. Gene Ontology annotation, biological process: transmembrane transport; lipid transport. Gene Ontology annotation, cellular component: membrane; intracellular membrane-bounded organelle. The transcript has 3 exons. The coding region runs from base 7 to 1020 and encodes 337 amino acids. Gene Ontology annotation, molecular function: lipid carrier activity; ABC-type transporter activity. The record is from RefSeq and is a predicted model, not a curated record.